This is a messenger RNA of Prunus armeniaca (apricot), 348 nucleotides long. The record is from the annotation of a GenBank genome assembly. Lineage: Eukaryota; Viridiplantae; Streptophyta; Magnoliopsida; Rosales; Rosaceae.
AUGGAUACAAUGCUUUCCCUCUAUGAUGCUGAACAUAGGAGGUGUCCAAUCUGCUGGAAGGAUGUAGCUUUGGAGCAAAUUAUAUCAGUGUCUUCAUGCUCACAUUACUUCCACUGGGUAUGCAACAAAAAGUACGAAAAACACCAGAGCAUGAAGUUGAAGGAUGUGAUCAAAUGUCCGGUCUGUCGCCACUCCUACCCAUAUGGGUCCACAACUGAGUAUGUUUUCACGACGCCUCCGGAACAACCCCUGAGGUUCCGCACUCCUCGGCCCUCCAACCCGGAGCCGGGGCUGGGGCUACGGAGAAGGCCUGCGGCUCGAACCAUUCAAGACCCUUGGAGCAUGUAA